Molecule: messenger RNA, 1047 nt
Organism: Nannizzia gypsea CBS 118893
Lineage: Eukaryota; Fungi; Ascomycota; Eurotiomycetes; Onygenales; Arthrodermataceae
Exons: 1
Coding region: 1-1047 (348 amino acids)
Cellular component (GO): nucleus; cytoplasm
Molecular function (GO): protein binding
Source: RefSeq, a predicted model, not a curated record
AUGUCGAUCCAGCAUCCGCGGCAUACCCCAAGUUGCAGCAUAACCCAAGCGGCCUGCCUUACCAUGCUUCCAAACGAAUUGAUCCUGCUCAUUUCAAACGACCUAACGAGGAAACAGGAUUUAAACUCAUUUUUGCGAUGCAACCACCGGUUCUACAACCUGUUAAACCAACAAUUAUACCGGCUCGAUGCGCAGUCACCUAGAAACGACGCCAUAUGGUGGGCCGUGAAAACUGCAGACGUUGAACUAGCAAAACGCGCCAUCGACGCGGGUUCGGACCCUAACAAGAAGUGCGAAUCAGGUGGAUGGGUACGCCACCGUCCAUUAUACGUAGCAGUGUUCCAAGCUAAGAAUACGCACAAAAGGAAAUUCGUUCAUGAGGGCGAAGCGCCAGACUUCCUACAGAAAAACGACCAUCUUAUUCGAUAUUUAGUUUCACGGAAUGCUGACGUGAAUUGCUUGGAUAACUAUGAAAAGUCACCUCUGAGGUUGGCGGUUUUCAACGGGGAAAUAACUUCCGUUCGGGUAUUUCUUGAUAAUGGCGGUGAUGCAACAAUGCAGGACUACCACGGCCACGGAUUAGCAAACCUCGUGGUCGGCCGUGCCCAGUCAGACGGCCCAAAUGGUCUCAUAUACUUAGAGAUACUGAAACUUUUGCUUGAGUCCGGUCUCAAUCCGAAAAAUGGAGGUCGGGACAAGUUCACACCUUUGCAUCAGCAGAUGAGCGCUGUUGGAGGCAAAAUAAGGAGAGAGAACCGGACUGGGUGCAGAACUUUGAGUGAGGAGAGGGUGGAAGACGUUCUUAAGCUCCUCCUCAAGUAUGGAGCUGAUAUUGAUGCGCAGGAUGAGUUCGGCCAGACACCUCUAUCGCUUGCUCUACUAUGUUUGCCACGAGAGCCCAUUUGCCUUAAAUUGCUUCUCCAGUGCGGAGCUGACACCUCUCUCUUUACUUUGCCCCCCGCUGGGGAAAAACGGGACGCCGCUAUCAAAGCAUGCCAUGAAGUCUCACAAAAGACUGGCAGGAUAUUUGAAUUUCUCACUGAAUAG